Anopheles darlingi is the source of this 986-nucleotide messenger RNA. Its product is annotated as CD109 antigen-like. Lineage: Eukaryota; Metazoa; Arthropoda; Insecta; Diptera; Culicidae. The transcript has 6 exons. The record is from RefSeq and is a predicted model, not a curated record. Bases 9 to 986 code for a protein of 325 amino acids. Gene Ontology annotation, molecular function: endopeptidase inhibitor activity.
AGUUGAAUAUGUCUAAACCUGAAUAUAAUUACAUAUAUAAAUUGAAGGAGGUCCCACAAACCGCUGGAAUAUUUGCAGUCAUUACGGAUGAUGCAGUCUCAGUCCAAAAUUAUCAAGAUUAUGACGCACGUGGAAAGUAUCCCGAUGCUCCUCGUUACGGUAUGCCUGGACCCUACAGAACCGACUUUUCCGAGUCGUGGUUGUGGCAGAAUCUCACUAUACCUCCAUCAGGAAGGGCCGAGCUUGUAGUAACAGUGCCUCAUUCAACAACUUCUUGGUUCAUAACUGGGAUUUCAAUUGAUCCUAAAUAUGGUUUGGGUGUCGUCAAGAAACCGAUCACGUUCUCAACAGUUAAAAUCUUCUCCAUUUUGGACCACCUGCCACACGCGGUCAAAAGAGGAGAGACGGUAUCGUUGCAUUUUACUCUUUUCAGCUCAAUGCAAGAAGAGUUUGAGGCCACCGUGACAUUGUUUAAUGCAAAGAAUCAAAUCAAGUUUAUCGAUCGUUCUGCAGAAGAUGCGUAUGAAACGAAAAGUGUAUUCGUUCCACCAAAUUCUGAUGUACCAAUUUCGUUCCUAGUAAAAGCAAUGAAGCUGGGAGAGUUGGAGAUCCGGGUGAAUGCAUCGAUCAUGCAAGGAGUAAUCUCCGAUAGCUUCAAGAAAAUCGUGAUGGUACAUCCGGAAGACGUAACGAUUCUGAGUUCAAAACGAAUACAAUUCGAUCGUGAUAGCCCAUCAAAACAAUCGUUCGACAUUCCUCUUUUAAUGGACAACAAGGCAGAACAGGACUACGUACUAGUUGACUUAAUUGUUUAUCCGGAUCAGCAAUCUUUAAAGGAUCUUCAAAACAGUUAUAAUGUGUCAGUGCAUCACAAAGAAUUUGUAGAAUUGAUGCAUGUAAAUUCGGAUUUCCAUGAGAAUAUCACGAUAACAGAAAUUCCAUCAAUAUGGGAUGAACAUUAUAAUCAAUUGGCAAUACUGUCUUAA